Messenger RNA from Mus caroli (Ryukyu mouse), 1143 nucleotides. It is a transcript of the gene Angptl8, whose product is annotated as angiopoietin like 8. The record is from RefSeq and is a predicted model, not a curated record. NCBI's taxonomy places the organism in Eukaryota, Metazoa, Chordata, Mammalia, Rodentia, Muridae. Gene Ontology annotation, biological process: regulation of lipid metabolic process; triglyceride homeostasis. Gene Ontology annotation, cellular component: extracellular region.
GGCUCAAGGCAAUGCUAUGCUCAUACAGACACUGGCGCUGAGAGCUCCAGCUCUCAGGUCUGAGCUCACCCACUACCUCCAACCCCCACACACAGCUGGCCCUGAGUUCUAGCAGCGUGAUAUCAGCAUGGCCUGCUUAGCCAUCAGUCUGAUGCAAUGGCUGAGCCUCCGCCAGGCCCUUGUGCAACCAUGGCCAGUUAACCAUUGACCAGGGGGGUCAAUGGCAGCCUGUGGAAAUAAAAGGCGGCCACAGCGGCCCGGGAACCACACCCACAAAACUGUCAGCCAUGGCUGUGCUUGCUCUCUGUCUCCUGUGGGCCUUAGCAUCAGCAGUGCGACCUGCUCCGGUGGCCCCUCUGGGUGGUCCAGAGCCAGCUCAAUAUGAAGAGCUAACCCUGCUCUUUCACGGGGCCCUGCAGCUAGGCCAGGCCCUCAAUGGUGUGUACAGAGCCACAGAGGCUCGCCUGACAGAAGCUGGGCACAGCCUGGGCCUCUAUGACCGAGCACUAGAAUUCCUGGGGACAGAGGUCAGGCAGGGCCAGGAUGCCACACAGGAGCUUCGCACCAGCCUGUCAGAGAUUCAGGUGGAAGAGGACGCUUUACACCUUCGAGCUGAAGCCACAGCCCGAUCACUGGGGGAAGUGGCCCGGGCCCAGCAGGCUCUGCGGGACACUGUACGGAGACUACAAGUGCAGCUGAGAGGCGCCUGGCUCGGUCAAGCCCACCAAGAAUUUGAGACCUUAAAGGCUCGAGCCGAUAAGCAGAGCCACCUCUUAUGGGCUCUCACUGGCCACGUGCAGCGACAGCAGCGGGAGAUGGCAGAGCAGCAACAGUGGCUGCGACAGAUCCAGCAGAGACUCCACACGGCAGCCCUCCCAGCCUGAGACUACCUGGAUGCCACCGAGGAUCAGUUGUGCUACAAGGAACACUGAAGCGCUCCACCAGGCCCAUGAGCAGGGCUGACAGAGCCGGCGGCCCAUCAGCUGGACCUGGCCAGUGCACCCCGCUUCCUGGCAGAGCGGAGACAGAAGCAAGCAGGCGGGAUGGAAGGCAGAAGACGAGCCCUGUGGAGGAGGGCUGGAAAAAGACACGAGCCCCCUUAUGCCCACACACCCCACAAUAAAACAGAACAGAGGCAAUCUA